Molecule: messenger RNA, 2967 nt
Organism: Coniophora puteana RWD-64-598 SS2
Lineage: Eukaryota; Fungi; Basidiomycota; Agaricomycetes; Boletales; Coniophoraceae
Exons: 6
Coding region: 1-2967 (988 amino acids)
Source: RefSeq, a predicted model, not a curated record
AUGUCUUCCAACACCAAAGCCAACAACACCUUCUCCGCGACGAACAUUUUCAGCGGAUCGCACGUUGAAGAGUGGGCUUUGUCCAUGCUCCACUACUGCCGUUCUGAGGGCUGUGGUAUCGCACUUGACCCUAGGCCGGUUGCCCUCGCUACGGGCACCGACGAAGAAAAGGCCGAGAGGAACAAGGAGAUCAAGGAGUGGAACACCAAGGACAUGCAGGCCAGGGGGAAGAUCGGCUUCAAAGUCGACCCCCACGUCUGGGCCAAGGUCGAGGAAGCAGCGAAAAGUACGACGGCCCCUAUCCAUACGGCGUCGGAAAUCCUCACUUUCCUCAAGUCCGAGUACGGCGUCCAGAAGCGCGGCGUCACAGAAGCUUUCCCGAAGCCGAAAGGCCAAGGCUCCAAGCAGAAGAAACGCGGCGGUCGUAACUACGACCGGUCUGGCAAGCGCGACGCGCAUGCCGCCGACGGUACGGUGCACUUCGCACAGUCCGCCGACCGCUAUGCCCCUGUCGACCAGCGGGAAUAUUUCCCAGCUCCCAGGGAACUGCCGCCGCCGCCGCCUAUGCAGGAAUCAGUCCGGGAUCCGCGCCUCCUUCCUAACCAGUCGGGGCAGCGUUUCCAAGGGACCGGCGCGCCGAACACCUUCGGCAUCCAUCAGGCGCUUGAUCGCGCACGAGACACGGCUAGCCUUCACGGCUCGAUACGCCCGCUCGUCGAGGAUGUCCGGACCGAGGUUCAACGCGAGACGCUCGAAGAGCGUCUGAGAGAGGAGCCAUCAAUGGAGAUUGCCGAGACGCCGCAAGGCAGUCCGACUCCAACCGAGCGGACGAUUCAGGAGCCGAUAGCUCCCGAAGCGUCUCGCCGGGACCUUCAGAUAAGGUUGGCAGAGAUGCAGGCACGGAGUCACAACCACCGCUUACGGUAUCUAGGUUGGGCCCCAAACCCCUCAGCCGCCGACUGGGGUCUCAGCGACGUCCCGCAACCACCGCCAACGUCGACCUUGUCGACGCCGGCUCAUCCACCGAACCCGACGUCAACAGCCUCGAGUUCGGAUCAGUCGCCGAUGGACUUCCAUACGGCACCGAGUUCCUCACAGGCCCAGUCAGCCUCGAGUCAGAGCUACCACACAGCUCCUCGGAACCAGACGUUCUUCGGGCUACCACCCAGCGACGAGUCCAGCGUCGAGGAUCUUCCUCCGCGACCCGUUCACCCGGAACCAGUCUCGCCGAACGUAUCGGCGGAGACACUCGUGGACCCACCUCCGCGUCCCCUACCGAACUUCCACUGCGACAUAUGCAGGGGGAGGUACUGCCGAAUGCCCGAGGACCACGUCCUACUCAGCUUCGGACUUCGGCUCUCACGAGCCGAGAUUCGACGAGUCCGCGAGGCAGACGGGAUUCCAACGGGACAGAGACCGAGAGGACUCCAAGCCGAUCGCCUAACAGAUGCGGCGGGAGAACUCGGGGUACCAAACGAGAUAUUCGGGUGGCCCAGGAGGAGACAGGAGGAAUGGAUGAGGGAGCUCACCGAGGCAUACCUGGCCGGCGAACCUGAGGACUACGAUGGAUGGAGCGACGAGGGCGGAGUAAUGGACUCGCUAGAGCGAGCGUACGAGGCAGGCAACCCGUACCUGAACAAAUCACUCGAAUGGCAAACGCCAUGGCAAGUCGCACGGGGCGAAGUUCCUGACGUCUCCAAGUUCAGAGUCUUCGGAUGCGGAGCAUACGUUUUCCUACCAGAAGCGUACCGCAAGGAUAAAUUAGACUCCCAUUCCGAACUAAUGACGUAUAUCGGAAAUGCGGAUGGCGGGCAUGGAUGGAAAUUCAUGCGGCGCGAUAAUUCCACCUUCAUCGCUGCCCACGCCGUGUUCGACGAACUAAUGUUCCCUCGAUGCACAGAACAACCGAUCCCUCAAGCCACGCGGAUACACAUCCCAGCGGCUGAGGAUCUCGAUCACACGGAUCCUCACGUUACGAGUAGUUGGGAUCCUAUUCUCGCUAUUCCGGGAACAAACAUUCCCAAACGUAAAGGUUCUUCUUCCAAGCCAAAACCUUCUUAUCAGACGCCGAGCUAUGAUGACGACGGUUAUCAAUCGGAAGAGAGACCGAGCAGCUCACGCGUCCCGGCUCGUAGGCCAGCACCACAAGUGCAAGCCGCUCCUAUUGUACCUCAGGUACCGGCCCCGGCAGGGCUGAGGAGAUCAACCCGAGUACCGGUUCCUACCACUCGUCAGGAAAACAAUUCCAUAGUUGGUGACACAGCUUCCCAACGAGCGCGAGCACAGGAUAGGCAGGUGGCCGCGGACCGCCGAACAUCUACCUCAAACAGAGGUGGUAGGCGGGGCGGCCAGCCACGACCAUCACGAGGACAGGCAAAUACGCCAAGCUCUCAGCCACCUUCAGCAUCUCAGCCCGGUGCGACUACAGAGCAGUCUGAUCCAAGAGAUGCACGGCAAAACGAUGGACCUGUCGUCCCUCCACGCCACGAGUAUGAGGGCGAACUACCGCCCGCCCAUGAGCCCCCAAUAUUACCGGGCAUGGAUGAGGCCGAAUCCGGCCGAGAAGGGGGAGAAUCAGUGUCAUAUGCCUCUCUAAUGGCAAUGGCCGUUCCUAGCGACUCCGUUCGCGAUUGGAAAUACGAGGAUUUCAAGCAUUCGGCUGAUCUACUAUGGAUUCCCACCUUCAAGUUCGCUCAAGCGCUGGACAACGAGAUCAGCAGGCCCUCGGGUUUCGAAUGCACGAUGUUUCCGCAGACUGGCGCUCCUACUGAAACCACGAGUUACUUAUCUCAAUCUACCGUGCAAUACAACAACACCCUCGCACUUUCUGCCGUUGAAGAACUCCAAUCAAGACACCCCCAAUACUCCCGAUACUGCAUGUACCCAGAGCAUCCUUGGAUUUCCAUGGCGGUGGUAGUGCUCCUCGCGUCCCUUUUACUCUCGAGUAAUUUACCAUGGGUGGCCUAA